This is a messenger RNA of Nanorana parkeri, 873 nucleotides long. Its product is annotated as major histocompatibility complex class I-related gene protein-like. Gene Ontology annotation, cellular component: external side of plasma membrane. Bases 1 to 873 code for a protein of 290 amino acids. Gene Ontology annotation, biological process: immune response. The record is from RefSeq and is a predicted model, not a curated record. The transcript is spliced from 4 exons. Lineage: Eukaryota; Metazoa; Chordata; Amphibia; Anura; Dicroglossidae.
AUGUGGUCCCCAAAGCGGUCCACCCCACCACACACCGAGGUAACUGUAUCUCUAGAUGAUGUUCCAAUUUUAAAAUACUCCAGCACCAACCAUGAACUGCAACUUCUGUUUAACUGGCUGGAGAAUGUUGAUUCUGGACACUGGAAGGCUCUGGAGAAAACUGCAAAGUAUUAUGUAGUGCGGCAUCAGCACACUAUAAAGCGUCUGCACCCAUCGCAAGAUGACAUGGAUUCCUAUGUUUUCCAAGUGAAAUUCGGUUGCUACAUUUAUGAGGAUAAUUCUACGAGUGGGGAAGAAGAGUUUGGUGUUAAUGGCAGAGAUUUCAUCUUUUUGGACAAUGAGAAGAAGAAGUUUAUGGCAUCUGCGGAAGAAGGGAAGUUUUUAGCCAGGGAAUGGAAUAGGAGGCCGAACAGUGCCCAGCGGCAAUUCCACUACAAAGACGUGGCCUGUGUUCAGUGGAUGAGGAUUUAUCUGAACAUCAAAACCGACAACUUUACAAAAACCGUGCGUCCAGGGGUGAAGGUGUGGGGUCGUAUCUCAGACGAGGAGAUAACAAGACUUCACUGUCUGGUGUACGGGUUUCACCCCAAAGAUGUUAUCGUUAAGUGGGUGAGGAAUGGGGUAGAUGAUGUUCCUUCAGAUGAAAUGAGUCCGAUCCUUCCCCAUCCUGACGGCACCUAUCAGAUCAGAGUCAGUGUGGAAGAGCCAACAAGGGAUGGAGACACUUACUCCUGUUAUGUGGAGCACAGCAGCCUGGAGGAACCUCUCAAUGUAUACCUAGAGUUGUGGGUGCCGCUGCUCUACAACACUCCUGGGUGGGGCAGGAAGAACCACAGCACCCAGCAGGGACACUAUCUGACAAAGCUGCAGUGA